This is a messenger RNA of Puntigrus tetrazona (Sumatra barb), 639 nucleotides long. RefSeq names its product interferon-induced GTP-binding protein MxB-like. Lineage: Eukaryota; Metazoa; Chordata; Actinopteri; Cypriniformes; Cyprinidae. The transcript has 3 exons. Bases 1 to 624 code for a protein of 207 amino acids. Gene Ontology annotation, molecular function: GTPase activity; microtubule binding; GTP binding. Gene Ontology annotation, biological process: defense response to virus. The record is from RefSeq and is a predicted model, not a curated record. Gene Ontology annotation, cellular component: microtubule; cytoplasm; nucleus.
AUGAAGGAGAACAUGGUCUCCGUGGGCUACAUCAAGCAGGAGAGCGUGGGUGAGACAGUUUCAUGCUUCUUGGACUAUGUCAUGCCUCCCAUUUUCAGCCUGCCAGCAUCUAUGAUCCCAGGCAACCGAGGGACCUUCACUCAGUGUGUGGUGGGCGACAACACUACUAAGAUUGAAGCCAUCAAGCAGGAUAAAGAAUCCCAAGCAGAAUCUAUGCUGAGAACCCAAUUCAAGAUGGAGCUCAUUGUUUACAGUCAAGAUGGCACAUACAGCCAGAGUCUGCAACAUGCAAAGGACAAGCAGGAAGAGGAGGAAGAUCAAUUUGUGGGUAUAGUAAUUUCCACAGGUCAUGAUGCCACUUUGCGUGAGAUGAGGUUGCACCUUGAGUCCUAUUACAUGAUUGCAAGCAAGCGUCUAGCUGACCAGAUCCCGAUGGUGAUCCGCUAUCUGCUGCUCCAGGAAGCAGCUUCGGAGCUGCAGAGGAACAUGUUGCAGUUACUGCAUGAUAGAGAAGAUAUAGACCACCUGCUUAAAGAAGACUUUGACAUGGGCCAAAAGCGGGAGAGCUUACUGAGGCGCCAGAAACGUCUGAUGAAGGCACGCAACCUCUUGCUUACCUUUUAGAAUUUACUUUUGUUU